AUGGCUUUACUAUCACUGAUCUUCGUGCUCGUGCAAAGCCUGAUCCAGUACCCCCAGCCGGCUGGAGAUGGGCUGGAUGAGGCUACGCACCAGCGCAUGCAGGAGCGUCAGGAGCUGCUGGACCAGGAGAUGGCUCGGCUGCUGCGGGAGCUGGAGCAGGGGCCCCUGGACGAGGGCUGGGCAGCCGUGCUCUUUGGUGCCCUGCAGCAGUGGCCAUUCUGGGCUCUUGCUGGAGUCCUGCUCCUCUUGGGCCUGUGCUUUAGCUGCAGGAGAAGGAGCCGUCAGGCCAGCAGCAGCGGCAAGGACCAGAGCUCCUGCAACAACUUUGGACACAACGAGAGUGGAACACAACAGGAAGAAGAGAGUCCUUAUUCAGAGGAAGGAAAUGCUGGGAAUGAGGGAGCCAUCCUUUUUGUGGAUCACAUAGAGUGGCCUGUGGAGGAGCUGGAGCAAGGUUGCUCAGUGACAGCUGAGCUGAUGGAGAGUUUCACGCGUGUCUUUGUGGACAGCGUGAGCAAUAGCUUCUACCCAGUGCCUCAAGAAGCCAUUGGAGUGGGCAGUGCCUUUGAGGGUUGGAGUCCCCGCGAGUGGGAUGGCGUGUACCGUGUGCUGGUCCCGCUGAAUCCCCCGCCAGGCCAUGCCUUCCACCUAGAACUGAACAGUGCAGGGCAGAUGGCAGCAAGGACCUUCAGCGUCCGCGUGGAGCUGGUGUGCACAUGCCAGAGGGAGCAGCUGGGCGAGAAGCUGUUGUGCUUCCUGCACCACUCGCAGGAGGAGCUGUGGCGGAAGCAGAAGCGCAGCCUCCUAGAGACACUCUGCACCGGCUCCUACCUGGACGUGGAGAAGACCUCCCACUGGUUCCACCAGCUGGUGAGAUGCUCCUGGCUGCACGUGCCUCAGUCCUACUCAUGGCACUUGGUGUUUCAGCCCUGCAGCCGGUCCUGCCAAUUCCAGCUUACCAAAGGCAAGAAGAGCCUGAUGGUGGAGAUGCUCUUUGGAGUGCGCCAAGGGGACUCCGACAUCUUUGUCAUCAGCCAGCCCACAGAGGCUCAGAGAGGUGGCUCCAUCAACUUUAUGAACAGUCAGCCUGCCGAGGCCAAGCUCAUCACAAGCACAGCGUGGCCUGAGACGUACGCUGUGGCAGAGGCGAAAUUCUUCCAGCACAUCGCCAGGCAGCUGCCCUGUCACAGCUUGCACCUGAAAUGCCUGCAGGUCUUCACCUUCAUCCUGAGGGGUACAGGGUUUUCCUGCUCUACCUGGAAGACUGUGGUCAUGCACGUGCUGACCACAGUACCGCUGUCCCAGUGGCGCAGGAGGGAAUUUGAACGGCGGCUGUGGGACGUCAUGGCCUACCUGCACCGCUGCCUGCAGUUGAAACGCCUGGAGCACUUUGUGCAAGGCAGUGAGAGGCUUCCCGCAGAGAUCAGCGUGUCGCCAGCAACGCGAAGGGUUGAGCCGCUCAACCUCUUCGAGCACCUGGCCCGAGAUCCAGCCACCCACAGGGAGCUGAUGCAAACAUAUGGCCAGCUGCGAUUUCGCCUCUGGACGAUGCUCUCCAGCCACUGAGAGGAGUUCCCUGCACAGAGCUGUGCUGGGGAU
Passer montanus (Eurasian tree sparrow) is the source of this 1599-nucleotide messenger RNA. RefSeq names its product inositol 1,4,5-trisphosphate receptor-interacting protein-like 1. The record is from RefSeq and is a predicted model, not a curated record. Gene Ontology annotation, cellular component: membrane. NCBI's taxonomy places the organism in Eukaryota, Metazoa, Chordata, Aves, Passeriformes, Passeridae. The transcript has 2 exons. The coding region runs from base 1 to 1566 and encodes 521 amino acids.